Messenger RNA from Brassica rapa (field mustard), 1404 nucleotides. RefSeq names its product trihelix transcription factor GTL1. Lineage: Eukaryota; Viridiplantae; Streptophyta; Magnoliopsida; Brassicales; Brassicaceae. The record is from RefSeq and is a predicted model, not a curated record.
CCACCAAAGUUUUGUUUUUUACCCUUUUGAACUGGCUUUUACUUGGGCCGUAUCUGCCGCCGCCCGUUUAUCAUUUUUUUACGUUUGCUCAUGGAGCUUCUCGCCGGCAACUGUCGGAAACGACUCGCCGAUGACGACUUUGCCGAGGAUGUUGACCCCUUCGGUGGCUCUGACUGGAUGUACGGCGGACGUUCGCUGAGAAGUCAAGGAAACGACGACGCUUUGGCUACGCUCGCGGACUUGGCGCCGCCUCCGCAGAAACUGAAACCCAUCAGGUGUGUUGUUAAUAAGGCUUCGCUGGAGGAUCGGCAUCCUCUUGAUAUUCUCGCUGGGAGUCUAGACAGGCUUCCGGAGAUGGGGUUUCUUGAAGACUUCGAUGCUCCUUUGGGGUCGAAGAUUGCUGACGUGGAGGAAAGUGGUCUGUUGACACGUGGGGUUGGGAAGGGUUUAAGGUUUGAAACAGAGGUUCAAGGUCAAAUACAUGGUACAUCUCGUGAUGGUGUGUCUCUGAGUCCAUCUUUUGAUAGUGACAGCGAGGGAGACUCUUCCCAGGGCGUUGGCAAGGCGGUCACGGGUAAAAGAAAGCGGCAAAGUAGGGAAAAGCGGGAGCAUUUCAUGGAGAAGCUGGUGGGGAAAAUGAUGAGGCGGCAAGAGAAGUUGCAUAACCAACUGAUCAACGUGAUGGAGAAGAUGGAGCGGGAGAGAGUGAGAAGCGAGGAAGCUUGGAGGCAACAGGAAAUGGAUAGGAUGAAACAGAAUGAAGAGGCUCGGAGGGAAGAGAUGUCACGCAGCUCAACUCUCAUCUCUUUCAUCAAAAGUGUAAUUGGUGAAGAGAUCAAGAUCCCUAAUGCUUUUGUUCACGCUCAACCACUCCAGACUAUUCCCAGACAAUGCGAAUGGGAUCAGACACAAGGAGACGUAAAGUUUGUGUUUCCAGGCGGAAGAAGGUGGCCGCAGGAGGAAGUGCAGGCGUUGAUAGCUAGCAGAAGCGAAGUUGAAGAGAAGACAGGGGUGGUUCACAAGGGAGCGAUAUGGGAUGAGAUAUCAACAAGAAUGAAGGGAAGAGGGUACGAACGAUCUGCUAAGAAGUGCAAGGAGAAGUGGGAGAACAUGAACAAGUACUACAAGAGGGUGAUGGAAAGUAGCAAGAAACAGCCUGAGCACACUAAGACUCGCUCUUACUUUGAGAAACUAGAAAGCUUUUACAAGACCAACUCAGUGAGUGCAGAACACUCGGGAGAGAAGGAACAGUGAGGGUUUAAGAUUAGUUUUUCUUUUUUUGGUCACGGAAGCUUGUAGAUGAUUUCUUUUAAAAAUUUCUGUGUACUUCUUUCUACGACUUUGUGUUUUGUAAGGUGUUGAGUUUAGAAGGGUUCGAAAUAAAGACAAAAACGUUGGUGAUUA